Messenger RNA from Paramormyrops kingsleyae, 2809 nucleotides. RefSeq names its product Src homology 2 domain containing E (gene she). The record is from RefSeq and is a predicted model, not a curated record. Gene Ontology annotation, molecular function: phosphotyrosine residue binding. Lineage: Eukaryota; Metazoa; Chordata; Actinopteri; Osteoglossiformes; Mormyridae.
UAUGCCUCGGACCCCAGUCCAUGCAAUGCUAACUCAGAGCAGGGUAGGCGCUUAGUCUGGACGCUCCGGGAAUGGGAUCUUCAGUGAGAAUUAAGAAGAACUUUAAAUUUUUCCGAGUGUAUCCACUGCAAAGGCAACUCUUUAUUCUGCGAGAAUAGUUUCCGAAAGAGGUAAAUGAAAAACGGGAGAUGGGAUAAAAUAAUAACCUAAAAGUCGACACUAAUGAGGUAAUGCAGUUGUAGGUACAUUGGGCGGAUAGGUAAAAGGGUAAAACUUGUGUAUGACGAGGAAUAGUGAAGACUAAGUUUGAGUAAAAUAUGUUUUGUUGCCGGCGAUCGUAAUUAAAUAAGAAUGAAAGAGUUAAAAACAUCGAACAAAAGUGUAACAUUUAUGCGAUGUCAUUAAUGACAGAAGACCCGAAGAAAUAUUCUGAAUCUCUGACUGAAUGUGUAAUAAGACGUUGAAUUCGCAGUUGAGUUCGCAAAUUGUAGUUUUAAUUGAAAUCGAUGCGUAUAUGGCAUUGGGAGAUUUUCACACACAUAUUAUUAGAAAAUAAGUAGCUAUGGCAAAGUGGUUCAGAGAUUUCCCCAUUACCCUGAGGAACGGAACCGAUAGGAUCCGCUUGUCUUCCGAAUCGGGGUCUCAAACAACACGAACAAAGCCAGGAGUUACGGUCGGUACAGUAAUUAGAACCGGCGGCAAUAAAGGUAGUCUGCGCAAAACCUCCGAGAGUGACGGUGGCGGGGUGGGUUCGCUGCUGUCCGGGAGAAAUCGGAAAAAUUCGGCAAUCGAGCUGGGACGAAAUGGGACCACCGGUUCGGUCAAGGACGGGAGAGUAUGGGACAGUCUGAUUCCGGGCAAAAGUCGCAAGAACAAAACUGAGGCAGCGGCCGAAGAGCAGCGGUCACCCAAAAGUUCGACUUUGGCGAAUUCCUACACAAGCAGGUUGAUCAAAGUAGACAAACUGGAGAAGAACCCAAACUACAGCAACGGUACCGGUGGCCCAGGGGUCACAGAAAGUGAGAAAACAAAGGCAGCAAAUAAAACAGAAACGUUGAUCAUUCUGGAGGACUAUGCAGACCCCUUUGAUGCACAGAAGACCAGGGAGCAGAGAGAGACGGAGAGGAUCGCAGAGAAUGAUGGAUACAUGGAGCCCUAUGACGCCCAGCAGAUUAUCACAGAAAUACGACGGAGGGGCUCCAAAGAUCUCCUGAAGAUGUCUGCCCUCCUCGAGGGAGGCAAGGAGGCGGCCGAGGACGUCAGACCCACGGCCCUGCAAAUCUACGACACACCGUAUGAAGGAGGUGCAGAAGAGGAGGCCGGGGCGGUCUGCAUCCUGGCCUCCCGGCCCGAGCUGGACCCGCGACCGUCCGCCGAGUACGAGCAGCCCUGGGAGUGGAAGAAGGAGCAGAUCGUCAGGGCACUGUCAGUUCAGUUUGAGGCCCCUGAGCGUUCCUCCCCCACCAAGGACGAGCCCCCACACCCCGUGCGCCAGCAGCGCCUCCGGCCAAAGAGCUGGAGCCAGAAGAUCCUUAAGUCCUCUCCUCCCCCGCCGUCCUCCCCUGGGCUCAUGUGCGACGCCGACAGAGUCGACCCGACGGUGCCACUGGAGAAGCAGAGCUGGUACCACGGCUGCGUGACGCGACAGGAAGCGGAAUCGCAGCUCCAGCACUGCAAGGAGGCCAGCUUCCUGGUGCGCAACAGCGAGUCGGGCACCAGCAAGUACUCGAUAGCCCUCAAGACAAGUCAGGGCUGCGUUCACAUUAUCGUGGCUCAGACCAAAGAAAGCGGCUUCACCCUGCACCAGAGCAGCUGUGUGUUUCCCAGCAUCCCGGAGGUGGUGCACCACUACUGCACCCAGCGGCUGCCGUUCACCGGGGCAGAGCACAUGACCCUGCAGCACCCAGUUCCCCGCCUGCACUGACUCACCGCCAUGUCCCGAGAGUCACGCAUCGGGCUCGCAGGCGCGAUGAGGCUCAUCCUGUCCACUGAAAGCAAUUUUUCUGACAAGCUGCAUACUUUUGCCCUUUUUCAGACGUACUCCCUGCCAUCGCUCCAUGUCCAGCUGCCUCUGCUAGCCAUCAGAUUUAAAGAAGUUUGCAGAAAGGUUCAGGUGUUGGUAAAAUAAUGAAAUUUUUAUGCAUGAAAGAUCUGACAGUAAUAAAUUUUUAAUUACUACGCUCGCACCAUUUCAUUCGUCCUCAAAUUCCCCAGUAUUUUUCACUGCCUAGCGAUCGUAUCAUUAACACUCACUGAGGACUCAAAGGUCUCAACAGUACAUUUUAUACGCCCCCUGGUGGUAAUACUUGCAUAUUGCAGAGGGCCUUCAUAACGCCUAUAGAUAACUAAAGGUUAUCUUGUAAGAUAUAUGAAAGCAGAAGUAUUUACGAAUCUAAUUUCCCAACAGGUUGCAUUGGAGUAUUGUAUAGAAAAUGAAACUGCUUUGUUUUCAAUUUACUUUUAUUUCAUUGUUUUAUGUUAAUGAAUGUAAUUUGGUGACAGAGCCGAUUUGUGAUAUGUGGCACAAUUCAGUUCCGUAUUGAUGUGCUCGGUUAAUUCAAUAUUAAAGCCAGUCUUGGGUGAAUGGUAGAAUAGACCUUGCAUCUUUGCUGAUUAUUUCCCCAACGUUAAGAGAGACGCCGAAGACCCCUUUGGAUGGAAUAUGGAUUUUGGUUACCUGUGUGAUUUAGUGCAGGACACUUGUGUUUUUUUUAUUACUUUACUCAAGCAGAUUGACUCUUGACAUGCAAAAACACAAUGAACCAUUGAGUAAAAUAAAGAAUGCGGAUGUGUAAUUCUUAAAACGGCA